Molecule: messenger RNA, 4199 nt
Organism: Amoebophrya sp. A25
Lineage: Eukaryota; Dinophyceae; Syndiniales; Amoebophryaceae
Source: the annotation of a GenBank genome assembly
AUUAACGUACUCGUCUGGCAUGUUGGUUCAUCUUGAUUCGAUAAGACAAGAAGAUGCAGGCCACCGCGAGAAAAAGUGAAAGUGCUAGCUCGCGACCGUCUAGUCCGGGUAUGCGGCGCAGUUCAGCUAGUGGACCCGUUCGAGGGGGUAAAGGUGCCCCACGGCUUCCAAAACCCGUUGUGGAUAUCUUCCAACCACCUAGGCUGACGCCAAUCUUGAUAUCUCAUGGCGAUUUGAUCGAGAAAACCGCACCUCUGUAUGUCCAGAUUCAAGAUCCUGAUGAAGUGGAAACGGAUCAUAGGGCACGACGACCACCAGAUGGCAAGAAAGGACUUGUUGUGGAUGAAGGAGAUCACCAAGUCGCGAAGACGUCGGAAGUUGAAAAGGCAGAUGAAAAAACGGCUUCGGGUGCUGGAGCGGAAGGCUUGAACUCCUCUCCAGUCGCACCGCCUCCAGGGGGCCAAUAUGGUCCCUUUGCUGACGUUCUGCGAGGCCGAGCGGAAGUGAUUGCCGAAGAUGUCUGUGCGCAUUGGCUAAGACCCGAGUUGUUGCAUGAGUCAAAACCCACCCCCGAAACAGCUGCUCCUGCUCCAUCGCCCGCUCCUAAAUCCACCGACAGCACGAAACCUGAUGAGGUUAGCGCGAAUGAAACUGCCAGUAAACCCGCUGCGAACACGGCGUCCCCUGCCACGCCAGGAGCGGGGACAGGUCCUCCGACUGCCCCAGGACAGCAGCCUUCUAGUGAACCGAGUGUAGCAAGUGUCACCAUGAUCUUCAACGGCGAAGCCCGCCUCAAGGAGCGCCUCUUUGGGGCUCGGUACGGCGCACCACUGCUCGUAAAAAUAGCCCGUGAGCUCAUCCGCACCGCAGGCGACCUCCAUGUGCGUCUCCAGGCAGUGUUCGCACCCGUAAGUGCCGCUGGGAAGCACUUUGCGCCGGUCCCCAGAAUACCAGCUGGAGGCCUCGGAUCUGCCGCUGGUCCUGCUCUCGGAGAGGGCGCGCAAGAACAAAAUGCUGACCCUUCAUCCGGUGGUGUAUCCGUUUCCGUUGAGGAUAGUGCUAGUGCUCUUAGUCCUAGCAUCGGCGGUCGUGGUUCUGGCAGCGGAGAGUCAUCUAUAGUCUUCGACCUUUUGGAUGACAUAGGCUAUAGCUUGGGGAAAAGCGGUAUCGAGCUGGACCCUGCGGAGUUUGAGCCGUCAAGCGGCCACAGACGGGCGGUCGCAAAGUCGUUGCCCAUGUCUCGACCACACGACCGACUUUUCUUAAAUCCUGCAGGAAGAACUAGUCGUGUGUGCACUUCGAGAGCCUCUGCGAUGCUAUCAGGCUCUAUGGGAGGCAAUGGAAGCGCUCUUGACGGUAGUACUGCAAGUGUUGGGGGAGCAGGAGCUGGCGAUUUCGAUCUUCUUGACUUUUUUCAGCGCAUCGAAUGGGCACGGGCGACGGUGACUGGCGCCACGCCUUUUGGCGAGGAAUGCAUGGAAGACAUCGAUGAGGAAGCUGUAAAGCAUGAAGAUGACGGUGAUGAUGAAGAUAUGAUGUUGAACACAAGAUCUAACGGAGCCGAUAAGAGCAGCAUCCACAAGGAGGCUGCGACACAGCGAGCAUUGGAGGAACUACGAAAAAGUUUGGGACACACAACGCUGGUUCCCGAAAAUAAGUGUGAAGACGAUGGUGCUCUGAUGGCAAUAGGGGGCGUAGCAGAAGCUGCAGGAGGCAACGUGAUCAUGUCUUCAAGUAACAUGCCUCUGGGAACGACGUUUUACUAUUUUCGCGUAGGUGCUCGUCUUGUCACUGUGAUCGACAUGAUUCCAGACUCCUUGCGCGGAUUCGCAUACGAAAGCGCGAAUACAACCCUAUUUCAAAUGCAGCACUACAUGUUGUAUGGUCCACUCGCGGAUCAAACUCCAAGAGCUAGCGCUUUAGCUGCACUACAGGAUCCUGCAGCUUGUUCACCACCUGGUAGCGGAACCGCAGAGCAAGGGGCUUUAGUAGCAUUGCCAAACAGCUUAGGCAGUAAUGGAAUUGUGGCCACUCCAGCGAAGACAAAUUCAGGUUUGCGCGGCCUGAUGAGCGCGGUCUCUGCGUUAGGGAGUAAAGACGUCGUCGCGCGAAUCGAGUCUUCGGAAGGCUACGCUUCUCCACCAGCGCCGGCGCCAAAAGAAACUAAAGCUUCUGGAGGACGCGCGAGCGUGGCUAGAUUGGGGUCGGCCCGUCCCUCAACGGCAGGUAGGGCGUCGGCUGCCUCGAAAGUCGCUUCUGCCGGCAAAAAUCUUCCGCCGCCUGUGGAAACAAAAACUGCACUGUUCUUCCUUGCAAAUGGCGGCGUAGAUCGAGAGGAGGACUACAUCAAUGGCUUUAGUUCUGGCGCAUUUGGUGGAGGCUCAGUUGAUAACAACUUGAACGGCAGCACGAGGACAGCGUUCUUACCCGAUGGUGAACUUCUGUUGAGUGAUACCUCAGCGCCAGACACUCAGCAGAUGAUGUUGCGAAAUGGUUACAGAAAUGGCUACAAUACGCUCGAGUACGCCCGCGCUGUAAUCGACAGCCAAAAUUUGCACCGUGUUGGUGGCAGCGGCAUAACGCAGGUCUCUUGGUUUGGCACUGCGUUGAACGCGAUGGUUGCGAACAUGCUACAGGCGCUCGCUUCGUGUGGUCUCAUAGUUGCUCCUUCUGGCCCGGACGUUCUCGGUUUGGGGGCCGUAGCAACCGCACCUGACAUUUUCAUCGUAGAGGAGUUGGGUGAUGACAUCAUAGCAGACCGCAGUCCUACCGCUUUGGCUGCAAGGGAACACGCGCUCACAUUAGAGCAACACAUCAAACCGGCUUUGCAGAGACUGGAAAGUGUGCUGAGCGGUGGUAAAUUUUACGAUAGUGGCUCAAAAAAAGCGCUGCUAUGGGAGGACGUGCGGGGCACCACAAGCUUCCAAAUGUCAGAGGGUGCUCGCCUUCUUCUCUCCCUCAAGAGAGUGAAAACGGCGUUGGACAGGUAAUUCUUAAGCUUAAGCUUAACAUCAUACUUUUACUUACACAGCUGCUCGAGCAAGAAUCAUUCAAAUAUUUUUAUGGAGACUCAUCCAUACUGUUAUCCAGCAAGAGAUGAAGAGUGUUAUCCAGUAGGAGACGAAGAGUUGUAGUUCUAAGUAGUUUCCGGCUUUGAUGUUCCCUGAAAAUCGUCCAAAUGCAAACACAAACUCAUUCACUAUCACUACAGGUACCGCAGCGUAAAAACGGCUCCAGUAGCAGCGGAUGUUUCGGGUAGAGGACUACCGACUACUGUAUCCGACGCGAGUCGGGUCUCUGUUGAGUCUUCGGUCCUGCAGCAACACGUGGAGCAUCAGAAGGCGAAGAGUGUUGCGGUGACGCAGCUUGCGGAGGAGGUCGGCUAUGUCUUGCGCUUAUUGACCGGCUGCCGUAGUGACUUCGUGACUGAAGGCAUCGAGCGCGCCGCUCGAAUCAAGUCUCUCUUCGUGCACUCCACAAGUGCGCAGAAAACCCUCGAGGCGAGCGAGCAGCGUCUGAGCCAAGCACUUGAGGAGGAGCAAAGCGAAACGGCGAAGCUACGCAGUGAGUUGGAAAGAUCACAAGGGGAACUAGAGGCCAGCAACCAACAGUGCAGGACUCUAGAAGCCAAAAUUAAAGCAUUGGAAGAAGAGCGACGCGACAUUCGCAAGCUUGUUGCAGAACGCGAGCGCGCAGUGGAAGCCCUCAUCGAGAAGGCUCACGGAAAGAUCUAAAGAACAGCACAAGGAUGAUUUGUUCAUCGAAUGGUAGGCUAAAGAUAUGCAUAGACGCUCAGAAGAUCAAGAUGGACCUACAUCGCAAUUUCAAUGUCAAAUUUUGCUUCUCUAUUUUCUUGUUGACUAUCAUACAACAUAACAUCGAUCAUGUGCUUGUUAUGGAUGUUAGAAACAGAAAUAGAAUUAGAAACUAAAAACGUAGAAAAAAAUGAAUAUGAAUACUUCUUUAUCAAGGUAUUUUUCUUUAACAUUAUUUUGAUUUCAUCUUGUUCUACAGGAGAAUCGAAAUGAAGUACCUAUCAGAAAUGUACUUUUUGUUUUUCAACAUGCUCUUGCCUUGAAAAACGAAAGGGAAUCAUUGUGAGUGGCUUUUAACCCCGCAAUAAUGCAUGUAGAAUAGGAACAGAGACGAAAAAGUGGUGAACGUGGACUCCCUUCCCAGCAAGGUUGAACACAAAGAGC